AUGUCACUUAUGGAAAAUCACUCAGAGGUCAAUGAAUUCAUUCUUGUGGGGUUAACAGAUGUCCCAGAACUUCAGAUGCCCCUCUUCAUAAUUUUCACCUUUAUUUAUUUGAUCACUCUGUUGGGAAACCUUGGCAUGGUAGUGCUGAUCUCCUUGGACUCCCAUCUCCACAACCCAAUGUACUUUUUUCUCAGUAACCUGUCUUUGGUGGAUUUUGGUUAUUCUUCAGCUAUUACUCCCAAGGUAAUAGCAGGAUUCCUUACAGGGCACAAAGUCAUCUCUUACAAUGGAUGUGCCGCACAAAUGUUCUUCUUCAUGGCGUUUGCCAGUGUGGACUGUUUCCUUCUAGCUGUGAUGGCAUAUGAUCGCCAUGCAGCAGUGUGUAAGCCCCUACAUUAUGGCACCACCAUGACAUUGAGUGUGUGUAUUUGCCUGGCUAUCGGGGUUUAUAUUUGUGGCUUCCUUCAGUCAUCUAUUAACAUUGGAUGUAUCUUUCACCUCUCCUUUUGCAAUUCCAAUGUGGUCCAUCACUUUUUCUGUGAUAUUCCCCCACUCUUGGCUCUCUCAUGCUCUGAUAUCUAUAUCAAUGAGGUGGUGAUCUUUAUUUUAGCAGGAUUUAAUGUUUCUUUUACUCUCUUGGUAAUUGUGACCUCCUAUGUAUUCAUCUUCAUUGCCAUCUUAAGGAUUCACUCUUCUGAGGGUCGGCAUAAAGCCUUCUCUACCUGUGCUUCCCACCUCACAGCUGUGUCUAUUUUCUAUGGGACAAUCAUCUUCAUGUACUUCCAGCCCAACUCAAGUCACUCUAUGGACACAGACAAAUUGGUAUCAGUAUUCUACACAAUGGUUAUUCCAAUGCUAAAUCCUUUAGUCUACAGCUUGAGGAACAAGGAAGUCAAGAAUGCUUUCAGGAAAGCUGCUGGGAGAAAAUUUCUACUGGGUGUAUGA
Molecule: messenger RNA, 945 nt
Organism: Trichosurus vulpecula (common brushtail)
Lineage: Eukaryota; Metazoa; Chordata; Mammalia; Diprotodontia; Phalangeridae
Product: olfactory receptor 5B2-like
Exons: 1
Coding region: 1-945 (314 amino acids)
Biological process (GO): sensory perception of smell; G protein-coupled receptor signaling pathway
Cellular component (GO): membrane
Molecular function (GO): olfactory receptor activity; G protein-coupled receptor activity; odorant binding
Source: RefSeq, a predicted model, not a curated record